AUGUCGUCCAAAGGUGUAAUAGUCGUAUAUGGUAUGACAUUGUCGACGGCCACUCAACGCGUGUUAGUUGCACUUGCCGAAAAAGGUCUCGACUAUGAAUUGAAAGUAGUCAACUUGAUGAAUGGGGAAAAUUUGACUCCUAAUUAUUUGGAAAAACAUCCAUUUGGUAGCAUUCCUACACUUGUCGAUUCAGAUGGUUUCAUGAUUUAUGAUUCAAGAGCUAUAUGUCGCUAUUUGGAAAAGAAAUAUAAAGGACAUGGUACUGAAUUAAUUCCAAAAGGUAUCAAAGCUCUAGGUCUAUUUGAACAAGGUGUAUCGAUUGAAUCAUCGAAUUUCGAUUCAUUUGCUAGGAAAAUGGUUGGCGAAAAAGUACUGAAAAAAAUGCGUGGUGGUGAACCAGAUAUGAACACAGUAGCGCAACUUCGAGGACAAUUGAGUGAAGUUUUGGAUGUUUACGAAAAAAUUUUAUCGAAGCAAUCAUAUAUUGGUGGCGAAGUAUUUACACUGGCCGAUUUAUUUCAUUUACCAUAUGGUGCGAUGCUCGUAAAAGCUGGUGAAAAUGAAUUAUUCGACUCUCGUCCACAUGUCAAACAAUGGUGGAACAAAAUUUCUAACCGAUCCGCAUGGAAAUCAGUUGUUGCUCUUAAUUAG
This is a messenger RNA of Rotaria socialis, 651 nucleotides long. The record is from the annotation of a GenBank genome assembly. NCBI's taxonomy places the organism in Eukaryota, Metazoa, Rotifera, Eurotatoria, Philodinida, Philodinidae.